Molecule: messenger RNA, 990 nt
Organism: Carassius auratus (goldfish)
Lineage: Eukaryota; Metazoa; Chordata; Actinopteri; Cypriniformes; Cyprinidae
Product: C-factor-like
Exons: 3
Coding region: 39-827 (262 amino acids)
Cellular component (GO): cytoplasm
Molecular function (GO): oxidoreductase activity
Source: RefSeq, a predicted model, not a curated record
AUUACAAAUUCACGUGCAUCUUGUUUUCGUAAGGAGUCAUGGCUGCUGUGGCGCUCGUGCAGGGUGCGAGCAGAGGUCUGGGCUUUGAGUUCUGCAGAUAUCUACUCUUAAACAAAUCUCAGGCAGCUGUGAUCGCAACAUGCAGAAACCCGGAGGCCUCGCAACAUCUGGCAGCCCUGAGCGCGCAGCACGCGGACAGGAUGACUGUAAUGAAACUGGAUGUCAGCAGGGAAGAUGACAUCAAGAGAACUGCCGAGAGAGUCAAAGCUGACUUUGGGAAAGUGGAUUUGAUCAUUAAUUCUUCAGCCAUGCUUCAUCCCUCCGGUAAAGGAGAAACAAGUUUACGAGACGUGUCCGCUCAGGCAAUAAUUUCCACUUUGACCACUAAUACAGUGGGUCCACUGGUGAUGGCCAAGUAUUUUGCCCCCCUGCUUCAGAAGGGAACUGGGGCUUUUGGCCAACAGUUCCCAGAGAAAGAGAAACAGCAUAGUGGCAUCAUUGUAAACAUGACUGCUAGAGUGGGAUCUAUAGGAGACAAUGCUUUUGGAGGAUGGUACAGCUAUAGGAUGUCUAAAGCUGCCUUAAACAUGGCCACCAGAAACCUGUCCAUUGAGCUGGGUCGUGGGCGCUCUAAAAUUGUGUGUGUAUCCCUGCAUCCUGGAACCGUGAAUACAGAUUUGUCUCGGCCGUACCAUCGAAACGUACCCAAGGACAAACUGUUCAGUACAGAGUACUCAGUCCAGUGCCUUAUGAAGAUUAUAGACACUCUAAAUAUAGACAAAACAGGUAAAGCCUAUGCAUGGGACAAUACUGAAAUACCUUGGUAAAUGGUCUUGUCAAAAACUACAGUAUUUUGUUUGUACCCCAUUUAAAUAUAAGGUGGAUGAGAGAAAAUGUUGAAAAACAAUGCUGAAGUCUUGUACAAAAAAACGAAUGUUUGCAUAUUAAAGAAACAUUGGAAUUAAAAGUUAUUGUUGAAAAUCUUUGAAA